GCCAAUCGGGAGAGGCAACUGUGGAGGGGGCCGAGGAGGGACAUUUUAAAAGGGCCGGGGACAGCAGGCGUCAGUGGCCAUGGCGGAUACAACGACAACAGCCUCGGCGACGGCGGCCAGUGCCGCGAACGCCUCUCCGGAUUCGCCCCCUUUCCAGCUGGGUAAACCCCGGUUCCAGCAGACGUCCUUCUACGGCCGCUUCAGGCACUUCUUGGACAUCAUUGACCCUCGCACACUUUUUGUCACAGAGAGACGUCUCAGAGAGGCUGUGCAGCUGCUGGAGGACUAUAAGCAUGGCACCCUGCACCCAGGGGUUACCAAUGAACAGCUCUGGAGUGCACAAAAAAUCAAGCAGGCUAUCCUACACCCGGACACCAAUGAGAAGAUCUUCAUGCCCUUUAGAAUGUCAGGUUACAUUCCUUUUGGGACACCAAUUGUGGUAGGUCUUCUCUUGCCCAACCAGACACUGGCAUCCACUGUCUUCUGGCAGUGGCUGAACCAGAGCCAUAAUGCCUGUGUCAACUAUGCAAACCGCAAUGCAACUAAGCCUUCACCUGCAUCUAAGUUCAUCCAGGGCUACCUGGGAGCUGUCAUCAGUGCUGUCUCCAUUGCUGUGGGCCUUAAUGUGCUGGUUCAGAAAGCCAACAAAUUCACCCCAGCCACUCGCCUUCUGGUGCAGAGAUUUGUUCCCUUCCCCGCUGUAGCCAGUGCCAAUAUUUGCAACGUGGUCCUGAUGCGGUAUGGGGAGCUUGAGGAAGGGAUUGAUGUCCUUGAUGCUGACGGCAACCUCGUGGGCUCCUCUAAGAUCGCAGCCAGACAUGUGCAGGGAAUCUGCUCUUUCCAAAUACUUAUGGAUGAGGGUGAGGUGAUGUUUCUCAUGUUUGGAUCUGGCUCUGUGAGCACUGCUGCCCUGCUGGAGACAGCACUGACACGAGUGGUCCUGCCCAUGCCCAUCCUGGUUCUUCCUCCGAUCGUCAUGUCCAUGCUGGAGAAGACAGCUCUCCUUCAGGCACGCCCACGACUGCUCCUGCCUGUGCAAAGCCUUGUGUGCCUGGCAGCCUUUGGCCUGGCCCUGCCACUGGCCAUCAGCCUCUUCCCGCAGAUGUCAGAGAUUGAAACCUCCCAGUUGGAGCCUGAGAUCGCCCGGGCCACAAGCAGCCGGACAGUGGUGUACAAUAAAGGGCUGGGAGUUGAAUUCUGACAUAUUUCCUACACAGAAGAAUCAAAUGCAUCUCUGGGCCUUAUGUGGAGUUGUCUGAACUCCACUCAGCACAAUUACGUGUGAAGCUGAAGAACUGUAGAGUGCUCCUGUAGUAGAAUUAGGAUCCUUUUAUAUGUUGCUUUUUUUAUUUUAAUUUUUUAUUCAAGCAAGUCUGAGCCUUGGCUGCAGCUGGCCAGAAGCAGCAGGUGGACAGGUGGUAGGAGCCUGGGAACUGGGUUGGAUUGAUGGCUAGGAAAUUCCAGUGGGCAGGCCAGAUGGCCCCCUGGGCUAGAGAGGGGAAGAAGAGGCAGUCUACUCCACAGGAUGAACUAGCCAUGAUCAAGUUUCCCAGGAAUUGGCCCAGAGAGUCAAGGAGCACUGGAGGCUUCUGGAAGAUUCUGAGGACAGUGGACUCUGAACAUAGCCAGCUCCCAUCUACGCCAUAACUGAGUGAAGUGCAGUGACCCUGGGCUGCACUUUCAUGGAGUUCUUACUAAGUCCAGGCUCCUGGGAGCACCCUAGCUCUAGGCAGGGAGCCCCAAGAAGGAAUAAUGUUUGUUGGGAAUAGGAGCCUAUGCUGGGCUCUUCAAGAAGAUCCUUUUCCAGGAGUAGGCUGGAGUCACACACUGGGGCAGAGUGUGAGCUGGAGCCAGGCCUGCUACUGUCCAGUCUGCAGCCACUGAAGCUGCCGUUGCAUCCCAUGCCUUCCUGCAUAGGGGAAUCUCCUGUCUCAGGGUGCAAGGCCAGAUUCCUGGAACCUACCUGAGAGGCAACAUUGACCCAGCUCUGACACUAACAGGCUCUGUGGCCAUGGACAAGCUUCUGUGAGCCUUAAUUCCUUGCCUGGAAGCGGAGGACUGGAUCAUAGGUUCCUACCACACCUCUGACUCAUCUCUGCCUAUCCUAAUCAGAUGCUGUUCAUGCCAGGCAUAUCCCCAAGGUGGAUGAUGAAUUGGAAAUGGGGCAGGCCCCUCUGGGAAUGGCCAGCACUUGGCCUCAGAAAGGAUCUUGCCAUUCUAUAUGUGACCCCACAUCAUGAAAGUUCUUGACCUGUGCCAAGCCCUUCAUGAUUACAGAAGAGGAGGUAGCAUGGAUGUCUGGGCUGAGCGUGGGGCCACACCAAAUGCCACCUUUCACCUCCUGCAGGCUCAGAGGCCCCUGCUGCUCACUUCUGACUGCAUCUCAUUUGCAGACCAGAGAGGAGGAGAGCUCUACCAAGGGAGGCUGGGUUGGGGUGAUCAGGGGGAUUCCUGGUCUGAAAGGCCCACAGGAAAGGAAUGUACUGUCUCCAUCAUUCCCCCACCCAACCCCCACAAGAUGUGAUCCUGGAAUCUUCGGUGACUCAGGAGGGGAUCUGGCUGAAGGUGGACACGUAAAAUUGCAAAAAAUGGCUGACACAGGGCAGUAAGGCCACAGAUAGCCUGCCUGCAUUUUAAAGCAGAUAUAGCUGCAAUGAGGUGGGUCUGCUGUGGGCAUUGGCACCAUGGUCUCCAUCCCUGGACUGGGGGCCAAGCCUGUCUGGAGCCACUUUUGAAUAUUUUGAAUAGUCCAUUUCUAGCCUACCCUGUCCCCCCUGUCACAGGGCCUUGUCUUUACAUACUUUAUCUUGGGACCAAAACUACCCCUACCCCUGCCCCCACCUCCAGAGGCCCAGCAGACCUAGGGCUCUUCCAGCUUUCCCUCUGCUGGCUAUUGCAACCCAACCUCACUCCUGUGACCUCAGCAUCUAAUCACUUAUUUGCUUUGUGUGAGGGUGACUUCCAUAAUACCCCAAAGACAAAUCUAGGCGAGCUGAAGGAGCAGCUCCUUUGGAGAGGGGUGGCAAAAGAUCCUUACAAUUCAGGGUGAUGGUGAUCCAAGGCCUUGGGCCAUGCUGCUAAAACCCUAUCCUGACUUCAGAAAACCCCAUAAGGGAAGCUUUCUGUGAAGCUUACCCCUGUCUGCUAAGGCCAGAGGAGAGGUGGCGGGUAGGGGCAGAUUGGCUCAUGCUUGGGAAGGAAGUGAGUUGAGUCUUGCUUUGCCAGAAUACAGUAAAUAUCUGCAACAGGCUUCCAGUUCUGGAGUUUCUGGCCAACUUUCCUCUGGUUACUUUAAACAUUCCCUCAGGCUCCCAGGAUGCUCUUCUUCCAUUUCCAGAAAGCAACUGGAGAGUGCAGGAGCCAAAAGUCCAAGAUGUCAAGAUGGCUACCAAGCCAAGAUGGCCAAUACACCCCUUUUCACUUCCUGGUUGUGAGCCAGCUGGCUUCUGUUUGAAGCCUCUGCUCUGGAGAAAGGUGGGACCCUGAGGAGGAGAAGAAUCAGUUAAAGGGAGGUCCAAGGUGGGCUUCCAUCCUUGGGCAGGUAUGAAUAAACCCCCAACACACAUGCCUCAGUGUAUCUAGGGCUUCGUGGUGUCUUUUUAACCUCAGAAAACUUCUCAAUUUAUGUGAUUUAUGUAAUACUAGUGAGCUGUGGGCAAUAAACAUGGAUUUAAAGCA
Messenger RNA from Nannospalax galili (Upper Galilee mountains blind mole rat), 3678 nucleotides. RefSeq names its product sideroflexin 5 (gene Sfxn5). Gene Ontology annotation, biological process: monoatomic ion transport; citrate transport; mitochondrial transmembrane transport. The record is from RefSeq and is a predicted model, not a curated record. The transcript is spliced from 16 exons. The coding region runs from base 80 to 1201 and encodes 373 amino acids. Gene Ontology annotation, cellular component: mitochondrial inner membrane. Gene Ontology annotation, molecular function: monoatomic ion transmembrane transporter activity; citrate transmembrane transporter activity. Lineage: Eukaryota; Metazoa; Chordata; Mammalia; Rodentia; Spalacidae.